AGGCAGAUUGGAGGGGGGCACAAAUCAUUUGGCGGUGGCGUCAACGAAUAUAGGCACGAACUUAUCACGGUAGAUAACGCUUUUCAAAGGUGAUACAGCUUAUGAUUAUUCCUAUAAUAGUCGCGUACGUGGAAUCUUAUCAAUAGAUUCGAAGCGCGUUACGAUAAAGUCGUUCUCGGACAAGUCGAAGAUUCGCGGAUUUCGAAUUGAGACGCAAAAUCCCGACAGGACCGCGUCAGACACUUUCGAAAUUCGUGCACGAUGGCGACGACCGGACCGCGCAAACGAACCGGCGACAAACCGGCGAACAACGAGGAGUUUCUGGUCAAUUACCGAGACGGGCGUUACAACAUACACGACUUCCUCAGGUACCAUCCUGGCGGGAAGAAGGUCUUCGAAUAUUACCAAAAUCGAAGUCUCGACAGUGCUUUCGAUCACAAUCCUCACUCCAAAGCGGCCUUCCACUUGUUCGAAGAAUUCAAAUUGAACAACGAGGAGAAGUACCAGGAGUACGAAAAUCUCAUCGACUGGAACGCGCCUAUACUUCGUCAAGUGGGUACGUUGGGUGAUCGAUACUGGGAAUGGGUCAAUUUGCCGGUCAACAGGCAGAUCCGACUGUUUCAGUCGAAUUAUUUGGAAAUUUUAUCGAUCACGCCUUGGUACUUGAUUCCGAUCAUCUGGAUACCUGUGUGCGUUGCCUUCCUCUGUCUGGGGUGGGUGCAAGCCCCCGAGGAUCACUCUGGAAACUUAUUGCUCCAAGCUGCGGUCUCAUACGUAUUCGGAUUAUUUCUAUGGACCGUGAUGGAAUACGUGCUGCAUCGCAAACUCUUUCACUUUAAGCCACCAGCUAAUUCAAAAAUACUUAUUUCCUUGCAUUUUUUACUUCACGGUAUUCAUCACAAGACGCCAUUCGAUGACAGAAGAUUGGUAUUUCCCCCCUUUCCCGGGUUAUUAACGACGAGAUUAGUGUUAGCCUUGUAUCGAACACUUUUUCCACCAGCGAUGGUUUAUUUUAUUAUUGCGGGUACAGCGACAGGCUACUUGUGUUACGACUUAACUCAUUACUAUUUACAUCACGGUGCGCCGACGUUUGGAACGUAUUUUUAUAAUUUGAAAAGGAAUCACAACUAUCACCAUUUCUCGCAUCAUGAGUUAGGUUUUGGUAUCAGUAGUAAAAUAUGGGACUACGUGUUUGGAACGAGCAUUUCUUUGAAAAAAUUGCUGAAACCGAUAGAGUGGUGAAACGACUCAAUAAUUGUACAUAAAAAUACGCUUUAUGAAUUCCUUGCAAUUGCAAAACAAAACUCGCAAAUUGCAAUUUAACAUUAAUUUAUCGAAGAUAAUAGCUUUAAGUACAAAAAAGGAACAAAACGAAGAACAGGACCAGAUCUAGAUUAAUAAAGCUAUUUACCGCGUUACGCAGUAUUACUAGUGCCUAAACAAACGGAUAUUUUAAGUACAUAAUACGUGUAUAACGUAUACUUAUUUUUGAUAAAAAUAAUUUGAGCAUAUUAAUAAAAAAGUCAAUAUCAAUAAUUACAUAAAUGCCAUUGAAAUUGAUAACUGAUAAUACUAGUGACAAAUCACAAAUAAAUAAGACUAACAUUUGC
Messenger RNA from Megachile rotundata (alfalfa leafcutting bee), 1610 nucleotides. It is a transcript of the gene Fa2h, whose product is annotated as Fatty acid 2-hydroxylase. The record is from RefSeq and is a predicted model, not a curated record. Gene Ontology annotation, molecular function: heme binding; iron ion binding; fatty acid 2-hydroxylase activity. Gene Ontology annotation, biological process: lipid biosynthetic process; fatty acid metabolic process. Lineage: Eukaryota; Metazoa; Arthropoda; Insecta; Hymenoptera; Megachilidae. Gene Ontology annotation, cellular component: membrane; endoplasmic reticulum.